Messenger RNA from Betta splendens (Siamese fighting fish), 2127 nucleotides. RefSeq names its product dynein, axonemal, intermediate chain 2b (gene dnai2b). Gene Ontology annotation, cellular component: outer dynein arm. The record is from RefSeq and is a predicted model, not a curated record. Gene Ontology annotation, molecular function: dynein heavy chain binding; dynein light chain binding. The transcript is spliced from 12 exons. Lineage: Eukaryota; Metazoa; Chordata; Actinopteri; Anabantiformes; Osphronemidae. Gene Ontology annotation, biological process: outer dynein arm assembly; cilium movement. Bases 141 to 1913 code for a protein of 590 amino acids.
GUUAUUGUUGAAAAACAAUACUGUUGCUAGGAUACAUUUUUCCGCGUUCCCUCGUUGCUAGGAUACAGCAAAGCACGCCGCCAUUGUUGUAGCUCGGAGAAGCCUGGGGUCAGUUUUUCACGGAACACUGGGCCGGCAGGAUGGAGAUCGUCCACGUUUACAUGAAGCUUCGCGGUGAGUUCGGCCGCCAGUGUCUUUUAUCAGACCGACCGGUCGAACUGCUGGUGGACUUCCCCCCGAACCCGAGCCUGGGUCUGCAGUUCAUCCAGAAAACCCCUAGAGACCAGGCGGUACAGGCCUGCACGGACACGUCUGAACACCAGGUGAACACGGAACGCUUUGAGUCUGACAGCUGCGGCAUCAACCAUGUGGAGGGAGGCUGGCCUAAAGACGUGGACCCUGGGGAGAUGGAACAAACCAUCCGCUUCAGGAAGAAGGUGGAGAAGGAUGAGGGCUACAUGAACACCCUCCUGCAGUUGGGCAGCGUCAUGGAGCACUGCAUCCGACAGAACAACUCUGUAGACAUCUAUCAGCUGUACUUUGAGGAUGAGGUGGAUGUGGAAGAGAGUCAGGAUCCACCAUCUGCUAAGACCAUCAAUGUCUUCAGAGAUCCUAACGGGGUGAAGCGUACUAUCACUGGCCUGUCCUGGCAUCCUGAUGGUGGCAGGAAGAUGGCCGCCGCCUACUCCUGCCUUGAGUUCCAGAAAGCCUCUAGGGACAUGAGCCUGGACUCCUAUAUCUGGGAUGUUGAAUACCCAAAGAGACCGGAGAUGACCCUGAAGCCGAUAUCCUCACUCGUCUGUUUGGACUACAACCCUAAGGACCCCCACACACUUGUGGGAGGCAGCUACAGUGGACAGAUCGCGUAUUGGGACACCCGAAGAGGUAGCCACCCAGUGGAGCUGUCCUCUGUGGAGCAGAGUCACAGGGAUCCGGUCUACAAGAUCAUCUGGCUGCAGUCCAAGACUGGGACAGAUGCCUUCUCUGCCUCCACUGAUGGACAGGUUCUGUGGUGGGAUGUACGUAAGCUGAGUGAACCCACUGAGCGUCUGGUUCUGGACCCAGGCAGGGAAGGGAACUUGGACAGAGCUUUAGGUGCCAUCUCUCUGGAGUUUGAAGCCACCAUGCCUACAAAGUUCAUGGUGGGGACGGAGCAGGGUCUUAUUGUGUCCUGCAAUCGAAAAGCCAAGACCCCAUCUGAGAAGAUUGUUUGUACAUAUGACGGACACCACGGGCCUGUCUACGCCUUGCAGAGAAAUCCCUUCUUCCCCAAAAACUUCCUCACUGUGGGAGAUUGGACAGCACGGAUCUGGUCUGAGGACAUCAAGGAUUCAUCCAUCAUGUGGACCAAGUAUCAGAUGUCAUACCUGAUGGAUGCCUGCUGGAGUCCGGUCAGACCGGCCGUCUUCUUUACUGUGAAGACGGAUGGUGUGCUGGACGUCUGGGACAUCCUGUUCAAACAGAACGACCCUGUGCUGAGUUUUAAGGUCAGUGACAAAGCUUUGUACAGCCUCCGGGUUCAGGAUAACGGGCGUUUGGUGGCAUGUGGUUCUGAGCAGGGAGAAGCGACGCUGCUGGAGAUUUGCUCCGGACUGUCCACCCUCCAGAAGAAUGAGAAGAGUCUGCUGGCUGCUAUGCUCGAGCGUGAGACAAAAAGAGAAAAAAUCCUGGAGGCUCGACAGAGAGAAAUUCGGUUGAAGGAGAGGAGUCGGUCGGAACAGAGCAGGGAGGAUGAGAUCAGUCGGGACGAGGGACAGGAAAGUCCUGAACAGCUGAUGGGCAGAGCUGAGAAGGACUUCUACAGCAUGGUGGAGACGGAGCAGAGGAGGAGGAGGGAGCGUGAGGAUGAGACACAGCGGGAGAAAGACGUCUGUGAAGAAAAACAUGUGAAAGAAGAAACAGAAACACACUGAGUCAUCAUUUAAAUUUUAAUAACCGAUAAGCUUUUGUUCAAUUAAAAUAAUCUGUAAAAAAUCGUGCGAAUGUUGACUAGAAUUUAUGAAUAUUUUGCGUUUGUUUUUUUGAUCAGCUAAAAGAUCACAAAAAGUCAUACAUGUAAAUAGGUGGGAAUAUAAUAAAGGAAAAUAUUAUGGAGAGAAAAAAUGUUUUAUUGAAGCCUCUGCGUCA